CUUAGGAGGCCUGCUGGGUCGCACAGACAACAGACCAGAAAUCAUCCAGAGAGCCAUCAGCAACCUGAAGGAGAUGAACAGUUAUUCCUCUCCUGACAGGAGCAUCAACAUCUUCCACUGUCUGACAGAGAUGAACGACCACUCAGUACAUCAGGAGAUCACAGAGUUCCUGAAGUCAGAGAACAGAUCAGAGAAGGAACUCUCUGAGAUCCACUGCUCUGCUCUGGCCUACAUGCUGCAGAUGUCAGAAGAGGUUCUGGAUGAGUUGGACCUGGAUCAGUACAAAACAUCAGAUGAGGGAAAACAGAGACUGAUUCCAGCUGUGAGGAACUGCAGGAAGGCUGUACUUAUUGGCUGUGGACUCUCAGAGACUCACUGUGAAGUCGUGGCCUCAGCUCUGAAGUCUGACCCCUCCCAUCUGAGAGAUCUGGACCUGAGUCUCAACUAUCUGGAGGGUUCAGGAGUGAAGCGUCUGAGCUCUGGACUAAAGAGUCCAAACUGCAGACUGGAGGCUCUCAGGCUGAUGAGCUGCAGUUUGUCAGAGAUCAGCUGUUCUGCUCUGAUCUCAGCUCUGAAGUCCAACAUCCAUCUGAGAGAGCUGGACCUGAGUAACAACGCUCUGCAGGAUUCAGAUGUGAAGCUGCUGAGUGAUCUUCUGAAGAGUCCAGACUGCAGACUGGAGACUCUCAGGAUCUCAGGAGAGCCGUUCAGAACCACGAUCUAGAAGACCUGUCACAGGAAGUGAAGACACAGAGAAAGUUUAUUCAUCACGGAGCGAGUUUGAGACGUGAAGAGGAGCGUGGAGGCAUUUUGGAAAAUAAAGAAGAAGGCUGCAGCUGAUGAGAGACUUCCUGUUGGCUCUCCUCAAUAUGAAAUGAACAAAAACAAUCAAUUGUACUUAAAGCUUUUCUUAAGAAGAAAGAUGUGUUGCUACCACCACCUCCCACCCAUCCCGGCACCAAAGAGGAGACUCCAUCGACCCCAGAUACCCCAACUCACUCUUCUUCAGGUUAGCUUGGAGCCCCGACUUUACCUGCCCCAACACCUCACUUUGAACGAUGUAGUCAUCCGGAUAUCUGCAUACUGAGUGGGACGCAGGACCCGGUCAAUGAGCUGCUGGAAGGGGGUCCACUGGGGAGGACACCUAUCUGCCAUAGUUUUUCCACCUGACGACUGAGUUCGGCAUCGGGGGUUCCAGUUGGAGUGAAGAGACUCUGGGGGGCAUCCGAUGGCUCCUGAAUAGGGGGGGCCCUUGGAGUGUCCAACCUAAUGAUAAUAAUAAUAAUAAUAAUAAUGCAUUUGAUUUGUAAAGCACCUUUAAUUGCUAAAACUAAUCUCAAAGUGCUACAAGGGGCAUAAUAUACUUUUUUUUUUUUUU
Molecule: messenger RNA, 1378 nt
Organism: Trematomus bernacchii (emerald rockcod)
Lineage: Eukaryota; Metazoa; Chordata; Actinopteri; Perciformes; Nototheniidae
Product: ribonuclease inhibitor-like
Exons: 6
Coding region: 74-724 (216 amino acids)
Molecular function (GO): protein binding
Source: RefSeq, a predicted model, not a curated record